AUGGCUCCGCUGGCCGAGGUGGGGGGCUUCCUGGGCGGCCUGGACGGCCUGGGACAGCCGGUGGGCGCCCACUUCCUGCUGCCGCCCGCCGGGGAGCGCCCGGCGCUGCUGGGGGACCGCCGCGCCCCGGCGGAGCGGGCGGCCCGCGCGGCGGCGGCGGACCUGGCGCACUUGCAGGGCAUCCUGCGGAGGCGGCAGCUGUACUGCCGCACCGGCUUCCACCUGCAGAUCCUGCCCGACGGCAGCGUGCGCGGUACCCGCCAGGACCACAGCCUGUUCGGUAUCCUUGAAUUUAUCAGUGUGGCAGUGGGACUGGUCAGUAUUAGAGGUGUGGACAGUGGCCUUUACCUUGGAAUGAAUGAGAAGGGAGAGCUCUAUGGCUCUGAGAAACUGACUUCUGAAUGCAUCUUCAGGGAGCAGUUUGAAGAAAACUGGUACAACACUUACUCGUCCAAUGUCUACAAACAUGGAGAUUCGGGGCGGCGAUACUUUGUAGCACUUAACAAAGAUGGUACUCCCAGAGAUGGGGCAAGGUCCAAAAGACACCAGAAAUUCACACAUUUCUUGCCUCGGCCUGUGGACCCUGAAAGAGUCCCAGAACUGUAUGGAGAUGUGUUAGGAUACAGCUGA
Molecule: messenger RNA, 630 nt
Organism: Colius striatus (speckled mousebird)
Lineage: Eukaryota; Metazoa; Chordata; Aves; Coliiformes; Coliidae
Gene: FGF20
Product: fibroblast growth factor 20
Exons: 4
Coding region: 1-630 (209 amino acids)
Biological process (GO): positive regulation of protein phosphorylation; positive regulation of gene expression; regulation of cell migration
Cellular component (GO): cytoplasm
Molecular function (GO): growth factor activity; fibroblast growth factor receptor binding
Source: RefSeq, a predicted model, not a curated record